UACAACUGAGAUGGAAUUGGAUCUCAACAGCAAAUCUGUGAAAAUAAACACCACAAAUAAUCAGAUUAUACUCGCAAUCACUACAGCAGGAGAGAACGUAUCCUUAUCGUCCACAGUAACUUCACCCUGUGUUGAAAAAGAGAAACCGUCUAAUAUCGGUCCGUAUGAAGUACCAACUCAGCAGGAUUUAAUUCUACUCAUUCGUAAGACUCUGUCUGACAUGUUCAAGAGCUACAACGAGAAAGCUUUUUAUUUACUAAAGGAUAUCAAAGAGGCAACUAAAGCAACAUCGGACAUUGAGAAAAAAUGCCGAGGAAAUAAAUAUGAAUACAGAAAGUGUGUGAAGAAAGUGAGCAGUCAGUGCGAAUUUAUGACUAAGAAUCUUGUUAGUUCAUUAGAAAGGCAGAGGCAUGAUGUGAGCGAAUUUACUAAGGGUAACAUUUGUAAUAUGUCAUCCAUGAAAGCAGACCCCCUGCAACUGGUGAAAACAUUAGCAAUGGAAGAAGCAAGCUUGGAAUUUUCGCUCCCUGGAUUUUUAAGAUUACUCAACUCAUGUUCAUUUCAUUGUAGUGUUUCCAACAACGAAAUAGGAAAAACGCCAUCUCGACACAUGUCUGACCAAGAGUUGGUAAUUAAACACUUUCUGACUAAAAAGAACUACAUUCAACUUCUAAAACCUUAAUAGCCGUUGAAAUUAGCAACGAAUGAUGUAUCAAAACGUAUUAUUUUAUAUGGCCACACCGACAAUCGAUCGAGCUUUCACGAGUUUCACAUACCAAUGGAUAGAUGGAGUGACUAUCAAUGAACUUUUGACGUGAACUUGAUUGCAACUUGAAUAACUUAACCAAAAUAUCUAAGCUUUUUAUGUGAUGCGAAUAGUGAUAACCGUGUGAGUUGAUAUAAAACUGUAAUCAAAUUAAAAUACAAUACGUGAGAAAUGUUUAUAUUAUUUUAGAACCCAAAUUCAGUGACAUUUUGGAUGCUAUUACUAAA
Achroia grisella is the source of this 993-nucleotide messenger RNA. RefSeq lists its product as uncharacterized. The record is from RefSeq and is a predicted model, not a curated record. The transcript has 5 exons. NCBI's taxonomy places the organism in Eukaryota, Metazoa, Arthropoda, Insecta, Lepidoptera, Pyralidae. The coding region runs from base 11 to 682 and encodes 223 amino acids.